UCGUGUGAGGCGGGAGCAGCUCCUGACAGGGGCCCCACAGCGCCAGCCUCCGGGCCACACCUGCCACACACCGCUUCUUCGGGCUGAAGUGCCUUCUGCGCCCCUUCCCUCUGCCCAGCUCGCCCCAAUGAAGGAACCGGAUGCCAUUAAACUUUUCAUUGGGCAGAUACCCCGCAACCUGGAGGAGAAGGACCUGAAGCCCAUCUUCGAGCAGUUCGGGAAAAUCUAUGAACUUACCGUCAUCAAAGACAAAUUUACUGGGGUGCACAAAGGAUGCGCCUUCUUAACAUACUGUGCCAGGGAGUCAGCACUAAAAGCCCAGAGCGCCCUCCAUGAGCAGAAGACCCUGCCCGGGAUGAAUCGACCAAUUCAGGUGAAACCUGCAGACAGCGAGAGCCGAGGAGAAGAUCGCAAGCUGUUUGUGGGGAUGUUGGGGAAGCAGCAAACAGACGAGGAUGUUCGCCGAAUGUUUGAACCUUUUGGAAAUAUUGAUGAAUGUACGGUUCUCCGGGGUCCAGAUGGAACAAGCAAAGGUUGUGCAUUUGUGAAGUUUCAGACACACACGGAGGCGCAGGCUGCCAUAAACACGCUACACGGGAGUCGGACUCUGCCGGGCGCCUCCUCCAGUCUGGUGGUGAAGUUUGCGGACACGGAGAAGGAGCGGGGGCUCCGCAGGAUGCAGCAGGUGGCCAAUCAGCUCGGCAUGUUCAGUCCAAUCGCCCUCCAGUUUGGAGCUUACAGCGCGUACACCCAGGCAGUAAGUGACCAGCUUAUGCAGCAGCAGGCCGCCCUGGUGGCCGCACACAGCGCUUACCUCAACCCCAUGGCUACAAUGGCCGCUGUACAGAUGCAACAAAUGGCGACAAUCAACCCUAAUGGAAUCAUAGCCACGCCCAUCACGUCCUCGUCAGGUACCAGUACCCCCCCUACACUCACUGCCACUCCAGUAUCUGCCAUCCCUGCCACGCUGGGGGUUAAUGGCUACAGCGCAGUGCCCUCUCAGAGCCAAGUACAGCCAAGCUCGGAGGCCAUAUACACCAACGGCCUGCACCCCUACCCAGGUAAUACUGCUCAGAGUCCGGUCACCCAGCUAGACCCUCUGCAGCAAGCCUACGCCGGCAUGCAGCACUAUACAGCUGCCUACCCCGCGGCCUACGGUCUGGUGAGUCCGGCAUUUACGCAGCCGCCGCCCUUGUUACCGCAGCAGCCUCCACAGCAGCAGCAGCAGAGGGAGGGUCCAGAAGGUUGUAACAUAUUCAUCUACCACCUGCCCCAGGAAUUUACCGACUCGGAGAUCUUACAGAUGUUUCUACCGUUUGGGAACGUCAUCUCCGCCAAAGUGUUUGUAGACAGAGCCACCAACCAGAGCAAGUGUUUUGGCUUUGUAAGUUUUGACAAUCCCGGCAGCGCCCAGGCUGCGAUUCAGGCCAUGAAUGGUUUCCAGAUUGGCAUGAAGAGGCUCAAAGUACAAUUAAAGCGACCAAAAGAUGCCAACCGGCCGUACUGAGGGUUCAGGGGGUGCACCUGGUUUUGGGGAUCAAGGGGGUUCCUAGGUCCAGCCCCACGUCCCUCUUUCCACACCUCACAGAGGACUCCAAACUUUUUCUGCUGCUGGACCAAGAAGGACAAUUUUUUUUUUUUUUCAGGGGAAACCGCUACAAAACGCUGAAUCCGAUAAUCUCCCACCUCUUAACCAGCAAGGACCUCCAAACUCAUCCCCACCCACCCCCCAAGAGGUGGAGAAGUGGAACAUUCCUGGAUCUGCGCACACUCACCGGAGCGGACAGGGUACAAUACACUUGCCACGUCCGGCCUCUCGAGCGGGCACGGGAUUUAUUUUUUACCUCGGGCAAAAAUGGAAAAAAGGAACUUUAAAAAAAAAAAACUAAAAAAAAAACUAAAAAAAAAACUUGAGAGGUAGCGCUGUACGGGGCGGCAGCGGGGCGCAGUAUCGGGGUGAUAAUGUUGUGUUUAGAUUACCACUUUUCUUCUGAUUUCGCUCAUCGUCCCGUCUAAAAUGUUUUUUAAAGAAAGAUGGCGUUUUAUGAGGUAGAGUGGAAUAUUUUAUAGGAGGUCGGCGGGAGGUGGAGGCGCCGCUCGUAUCGUAGUACAUACAGAGAGGAUCUGGGCAGUAGUGGCAAUAUCCCUUAUCCCUGACACACACACCAUGCAUUCGGCUGCUGCAUUCAUCCGAGGACCCUCCUAUAGAAAUCUGCAUGUGCAAUCCAUAGGGGGGCCAAGAAACACAUGGAAUACAGCACAGAGACUAUGUGGGGGUUAGGGCACUACCACCUCCUGCUUUGGGCUCUCCACUUUCUAUGGCGUCUCUCAAAAGCUACCCUAGAUGUGGCCCUGAGAGGAGAAAAUGGUUUCUCAAAGGAAGAGCUGCUUUCUACACUAUGUAGUCCCUCAGGGGCGGAGCUAUCUUCUAUGUGGGCACUUAGGAAAGAGUAACGUAUGUGCUUACUGAGGAGGAGCCACCAUCUACACUAUGUAGUCCCUCAGGGG
Molecule: messenger RNA, 2508 nt
Organism: Bufo bufo (common toad)
Lineage: Eukaryota; Metazoa; Chordata; Amphibia; Anura; Bufonidae
Gene: CELF3
Product: CUGBP Elav-like family member 3
Exons: 13
Coding region: 128-1507 (459 amino acids)
Biological process (GO): regulation of alternative mRNA splicing, via spliceosome; mRNA splice site recognition
Cellular component (GO): cytoplasm; nucleus; ribonucleoprotein complex
Molecular function (GO): mRNA binding
Source: RefSeq, a predicted model, not a curated record